AUGUCGACCAUGGAAAGCUUGACAACUGAUUUCGUGGAGGGACAGCUUCUGGAUGGCCGUUUCCGCAGUGUCGCCCCACUUAAUCAUGGGUCUUUUGGGAUGGUGUUCCUUGCCAAUGAUACCAAGACCGGCGAGGAUGUCGCCAUCAAACGCCUGGUCAAGGCUUCUGCCGUGGACUCUGCCAUCUACCUCCCCGAGGAUCAGUUUGAAGAACUUGAAUGUCACCGUCGAUUCGGAUUCCACCCGCAUCUGGUGAACUUGAUUCAUACCUUCGACACUGAUACUCAUACCUACCUCGUUUUGGAGUACUGUGCCAAUGGUGAUCUAUACGAGGCUAUUCGUCUCAACCGGGGUCCAUUGGAAACCGAACAUGUUCGGGACUUCAUGAUGCAGCUGCUGAGCGCCGUCGAAUUCAUGCAUGCCAAUGGCUUGUACCACCGUGACAUCAAGCCAGAAAAUAUCUUCUUGACACACGAUGGUGCCAUGAAGCUCGGUGACUUUGGUCUUGCGACUCAAGAAGCUUGGUGUUACGAAGCUUGCGUCGGCAGUGACCGGUAUAUGGCCCCCGAGCAGUACGAUCCCUCCACCACCGGCUACUCACCAGCAAAGGCCGACAUUUGGGCUCUGGGUAUCUGUCUGUUGAACAUCUUGUUUGCUCGUAACCCAUUCGUUACUCCCACCGAGUCAGACGUACUUUUUGCGGACUACGUGCGUGAUCGCCAGUCUCUGUUUGACAUCUUCCCCAACAUGUCUCAAGAUACCUACGAAAUCCUGACUCAUGCCAUGACUAUCGAUCCUGAGAAGCGCUCCUUGGAAGGUUUGCGCGAGGCUAUCAUUCGGGCUGUCUCUUUCACCACCGAUGAGGAGGCUCUUGACGACUUCUGCACUGAGGAUCGUGAGGUGGUUCCCGCCAGCGCCAACCGCGAGCCCCUCCGCACUCCAUCCAUUCAGAGCCCUUUUAUCAACCAAGGAGACUCCUUCCCCUGGGCCAAGGCACUUCAGACCAGCCCUCCUCAGGCUAUCCGCCAGCUGUCUGCCAUUCCUGACAAUGAGAGUUACACUGAGGAUCUUUUCCCCCCAUCUGAAGUUGCAGGAACGUCCUGGUUCUCGGUCAAUCCCGACACUCCAUCCAUGGCUUCUGUUUUGGACUCUCACUUCAGCGACUCAUUCCGCUCGCUCAACCUUCGCAAGCGCCAGGUCCCCUCCCUCCCUCGCUCAGAUCCUGUCCCCAUCACUGGAUCCCUACCUUCUCAUGCCACUAAGCCUCUGCCAUCUCUGGCCAUGGUCUUUGGUAAGAACAAGGGCUCAGAGCAGAUCUCUAAAAGUUGGUGUGACAUGUGGGAGGAGGACGAAUCCGAAAGCGAAGACAUCGUCAUGUUGCAGCGUCGGGAGCAGAACUCUCGCAGCUGGAGCCAAGAGAGCAAGGGCGCUGCCCUUCCGGGAUUGCGCGAGCAGGACUCCGCUUCCUUCACUCACCGCUCCCCUGUUCAAGAAUCCGGCCUGACCAAGGAACUUCGUGGCCUCCGCGAAGACUCUUUGGAUCUAGACAGCGAUUCUAGUACAUCCAGCAGCACCCCGCGUCCCGUGCACAGUUCUCCUGCUCCUGUCGAUAAGUGGUCUCGCCUUGGCGAUGUUCGUCGCAACUACAAACCCGACGAGCGCCGUAAUGCCAAGUCGCGCGAGGUCUUCGGUCCCAAGCGAGCCACUGCCUCCCAAAUUCGUCGACACGACUGGGGCCACGGCUCUUCCGGUUUCCGCCACGGACCACAGCCAAAGCGCGACUCCUCUUCUGACGCUCGUCGCCGGCAGCUGCUAGAAAAGGACUGGCGCCGCAAUGGGCCCAAACCUUAUCAUACUAAUUCAUACGACGAUACGGUCGACGACGAUCUCGACCUCGUCGGCGGAUGGCUCGAGACUGACUUCUAA
Penicillium nucicola is the source of this 1926-nucleotide messenger RNA. Its product is annotated as putative serine/threonine protein kinase. NCBI's taxonomy places the organism in Eukaryota, Fungi, Ascomycota, Eurotiomycetes, Eurotiales, Aspergillaceae. The record is from RefSeq and is a predicted model, not a curated record. Gene Ontology annotation, biological process: protein phosphorylation. Bases 1 to 1926 code for a protein of 641 amino acids. Gene Ontology annotation, molecular function: protein kinase activity; ATP binding. The transcript has a single exon.